UGUCUACCUCGAUCGUUAUCCUACCUCACUCCAACUGAAAGAUGCAGAGUCCAGGGAAAUCUCUGACCGAGGCACUGGUCUCCGCUCAUACCGAGGACCGUCUCACCAUUGGUGUUUACGAGUCUGCAAAAAUAAUGAACGAUGAUCCAGACAGCGUUUCGUUCUGCGUCUUGGCUACCGAUGAGGAGUACGAGUGUGACAUCGCUCUGCAGAUCCAUUUCACCCUGAUCCAGGCGUUCUGCUUCGACAACGACAUCAGCAUCGUCAGAGUGAACGACCUGCAGCGACUUGUGAAGAUCUUGGGCGACAAAGCCGGCGAUCUUGAAGAUGCCCACUGCGUUCUGAUCACGAACCCAAAUGAGGAUUCGUGGAAGGACCCAGCUCUGGAGAAGCUGCACCUGUUCUGCGAGGAAAGCCGCAGCCUGAACGACUGGGUGCCUGAAAUCACUCUCCUUGAGCGCUGAACCGGGACUUUACAACUCUCCGCUGAGAUGCUGUAACCCUGAAGGAAUAAUCAUCCUACACUGGACAAGGGUGGUGCAGAUUCCACACAUCCCUGGAUGCUCCCGAGGAUGGGAUCAAGUUCCAGGAAGCGCGAGGACCGGUCAGAGAGGGUCCUUGCGGUCCCCCCGGUCUGUCGGUUAAUGCCAGAAAAUCCCCCCGUCCUUGGUGCGGAUGUGGCCUGGUAUACCACUGCGGGGAAGGAAGUGGCGAGUUUUACUCCUGUUGUGAAAAGGGAGAAAACGUCGCGCGAGGGACCUGAGAGCGUGCGGGGCUCUUUUAGAGACUUCACGUUCCGUUAAAGGUGCUAUAGCCAUCAAAAGGAUGAGCAGAAUACGUCAGAGGAUUACAAUGAACAUUACGACAAAACAUUUCUGAAGUUUACCCUGCUGAGUGGAAAAGACUUGUACGGCACGGUUAACGUGUUUUGUGGGGGCAAUCGUGACGUGCUCCUGAAAUAAGACGUUGACCCAUCACUGAAGUUCUGACUUGCAAGUUGCGCCCGCCUUGGUCAUGCAUGUUGUGAAAUAAUAAAACAAUGAACUACA
Anguilla rostrata (American eel) is the source of this 1049-nucleotide messenger RNA. Its product is annotated as growth arrest and DNA damage-inducible protein GADD45 gamma-like. Gene Ontology annotation, biological process: regulation of cell cycle. The transcript has 3 exons. Gene Ontology annotation, cellular component: nucleus; cytoplasm. The record is from RefSeq and is a predicted model, not a curated record. Lineage: Eukaryota; Metazoa; Chordata; Actinopteri; Anguilliformes; Anguillidae. Bases 42 to 464 code for a protein of 140 amino acids.